Molecule: messenger RNA, 2717 nt
Organism: Chionomys nivalis (European snow vole)
Lineage: Eukaryota; Metazoa; Chordata; Mammalia; Rodentia; Cricetidae
Gene: Mocs2
Product: molybdenum cofactor synthesis 2
Exons: 6
Coding region: 167-736 (189 amino acids)
Biological process (GO): Mo-molybdopterin cofactor biosynthetic process
Cellular component (GO): cytosol
Molecular function (GO): molybdopterin synthase activity
Source: RefSeq, a predicted model, not a curated record
GAAGUGUUGUAUUUCGCAAAAAGUGCUGAAAUAACCGGAGUUCGUUCGGAGACCAUUUCUGUGCCGCAGGAAAUCAAAGCGUUGCAGCUGUGGAAGGAGAUAGAGACUCUGCAUCCUGGAUUGGCCGAUGUUAGAAAUCAGGUGAUACUUGCUGUUCGUCAAGAGUAUGUCGAGCUUGGAGAUCAGCAACUCCUGCUUCAGCCUGGAGACGAAAUUGCCAUUAUUCCCCCAAUUAGCGGAGGAUAGGGCAUCGGAGCCAGCUAGGAAAGAUGUGGUUGAGGUUGACGAGAAACCUAAAGACAUAAUACUGUUGACUGAAGAGAAGCUCUCAGUGGAUAAAGUCUCUCAGUUGGUGAUCUCCCCGCAGUGUGGUGCGGUGUCUCUCUUUGUAGGGACUACAAGAAAUAACUUUGAAGGCAAAAAAGUCAUUAGUUUAGAAUAUGAAGCUUAUCUACCAAUGGCAGAAAAAGAAAUCAGAAAAAUUUGUCUUGACAUCAGGCAGAAAUGGCCAGUCAGACACAUUGCGGUGUUCCAUCGACUUGGUUUGGUUCCGGUGUCAGAAGCAAGCACAAUCAUUGCUGUGUCCUCGGCUCACAGAGCCGCGUCCCUGGAAGCUGUGAGCUAUGCCAUCGAUUCUUUGAAAGCCAAGGUGCCCAUAUGGAAAAAGGAAAUAUAUGAAGAACCAGCAUCAUCUUGGAAAGGAAACAAAGAGUGCUUCUGGGCUGCUGGAGAUUAGUCACUGGGUGUUUGCUGGUGCCUAAAUCUUAAAUGUGGCAAGCAAUCUCUUAGGUGAUACGAACGGAAAAUAGCCGAAUGCAUGAGCGUGUGUGAUGAGGGCUACAGGAACUAAAGGUGGAAGAAAUGGCUUGACUAAAAUAUGAGAUAAGGUCUGCUGGGCCAUCCUGUGACUAAUUCCCAGUUGUAGCCAGCUCACAAGGACUGUGACCUUCCUUUUAUGGUCAGCUGUCCCAGGAAGACCUCCCUGUCCCAUGGGAUCUUGACAACAUCAUUAUCAGGCAUGUUUUACAAAAGAUCGGCAGGAUCAGAAAGUCAUUGUUAGUUUUGAUAUUAUAUAUUUUACAUAACUUAAACGUAAAACCAAAUAAAUCAUGAUUUUAAAUAGCUUAAAGUAGAUUCUAUUUGUGAUAAUAUCUAAGAAAUUUUAUAUUACGGAGACCACUAUGACUUCAGAAUCUAUAACUACACAGUAAACCUUUUUAUAUUUCAUUAGUUACCAGUAUCCUUAUGACUGUAAAAAUUAGCAUAAAAUUGUUGCAAAACUAUCAGCAAAAUGGUUUGUGUUAAAAUGGUAUCUGAUGUUUGAAAGUUGGCCCACAACUACUUAGGGAGAUUAUGUGGUUAUUUAUUAAAAUAGUUUGGAUAGUUUUAUAAUGUUUAUAUGAUAUUACCUUGUGUGAAGUUAUAACUAAACAUAUUAAAUUUUCUGCAAAAUUUUUAUACCAGACAUCCAGUUUUUGAUUGGUCAAGCUAUCAUAGCAGGUCCGAGUACAAAAGUCCCAUACAAUUUGUUGUGAAAGUUUUUUCAACUUUAUUGACCUAUAUUUGAUAAGUAAAAUGUAUUUUAAGUUCUAUAAUGUGGUGUUUGGAUGCUUGUGUUGUGAUCAUCACGACCCAGAUGAGUAACACAUCUGUUGUUUCUGCAGCAUCAGUAGGGGGCGACUUCAGGUGCAUUCUGAGCUCCUAAAUAAUUAAAAUCCCAGCAUAGUUGGAUGAUAGACGUCAUCAUAGAAUUAGAAACAUUUAUAAUAAGAAUAAAGACUACCAUUAAACACUUAGAUUGAAGCGUUUUUUUUUUUUUCUUUCUUUUUUGGCUUAAGUAACUUAGUAAUUCUAUUCAUUAUGUCCAGGAAAACCACAUUUUACCUAGUUAGCUCAUAUAUUCAACAAAUGUUUUCUGAAAGCCGAUCGUAUGACAGACUUCUGCCCCUGUCCCGCAUCUUUGUAUCUUUGUUAUCAUGAGAAGAUUGUCUUUCUUGAUGGCUGUGAGCAACAGGAUAGCCAUGCAUCCUCAGGGAUUUCUUGGUUACUUGCUCUCUGUUUCUUGGUCCACCCCUAAUUAUUGGGUCAGAAGGACACUUGGAAGAGAGAAAAAUCUCCAUCCUGCUGUGGGAUGGUCUUUCUGUGAAUAUGUGUUGCUCCCAUUGGUUGAUAAAUAAAGCUGAUUUGACCUAUAGCCAGGAAGAAUAAUACUAGGUGGGAAAGCCAAAAGGAGAUUCAGGCAGAAGGAGGGCAAAGUAGAGAGAGAUGCCAGCAGCCACCCAAGAAACAACAUGCCAGCAAACGGGCAAACACCAUGGCAACAUGGCAAUACAUAGAUUAAUCACAGGCUAUUUUAAAUGUAAGAGCUAGUUAAUAAUAAACUUGAGCCACUGGGCAAAAAUUUAUAACAAAUGUGAGCCUCUGAGUGAUUAUUUGGAAGCAGCUGUGGGACUGGGUGGUGUGAUGUUAAGUUGGGAGCGUCACCCCAGGCCCUGGCAUCCAUCCCAGCCCCCUGGCCUGGGAGUUGCGUUGGUCUGGACUCCAAAUCCCAGCAUGUCAGGUCCUGACCCCUCCCCAGGGGAGGGUAAGGACCACUCCCACAGGUAUUUAAGUGGGAGUCCCGAGGAGGAACGUGUAGUUAAGGGUUUUGCAUGUGCUCCCCAUGCUCUCGGCCACCUGAGAGUGCUGCAAUUAUUAAAACAUGGGAAUUUUAAUUC